This is a messenger RNA of Tachyglossus aculeatus (Australian echidna), 918 nucleotides long. RefSeq names its product olfactory receptor 14J1-like. NCBI's taxonomy places the organism in Eukaryota, Metazoa, Chordata, Mammalia, Monotremata, Tachyglossidae. The record is from RefSeq and is a predicted model, not a curated record. The transcript is spliced from 9 exons. Bases 1 to 918 code for a protein of 305 amino acids.
AUGGUCAACCUCGCGGUGGUGAGCGAAUUCCUCCUGCAGGGUUUCUCGGAGGUCUGGGAGCUGCAGCUCUUUCACGCCGCGCUGUUUCUCCUGGUCUACCUGGUGGCUAAGAUGGAAAAUCUCCUCAUUGUCCCCAUUACAGCCCUCGACCGGCGCCAUCCUCACUCCCAUGUCUCCUUUGUGAUUGUGUUUGACGGCACAGAGCCUUUCUGCUGGUCCUAUGUGAUCGCACAGUUUUUCUGCGACGUCCCAUCUGUCAUAAGACUCUCUCGCUCUAAAACUUAUGCAGCCUUCAAGACCUCCAGCUCCUCCUUCGGACUGGACCUGCCGGUGUCCAUGUUCUACACCAUGACAGAAUUCCCACUCAUGGGAUUCACGGAGGUCCGGGAGCUGCAGCUGGUCCAGGCUACGCUGUUACUCCUGGUCUUCCGGGCAGCCCUGAUGGGUAAUCCCCUUAUCAUCGCCAUCACCACCCUCAUCCGGCAACUCCACACUUCCAUCUACUUCUUCCUCAGGAACCGCUACGAUAUCGUCCUGGCUCGAGGAGCCUGUGGAAAGAUGGCCACCGCCUCCUGGAACAGCGGGGGCCUUAUAUUUAUCUACGUCAAGUCGCCCGAAGACUCCUCCUUUAUCGUGGACCUGCUGGUUUCCGUGUUCUAUAUGGUGGUGGCCCCCUCCAUGAACCUCCUCAUCUACCGCCUGAGGAACCAGAACAUGAAUGCCGCCAUGGGCAGGAUCCAGAAAGGGAGCCUCAGGAACCACGUGAACAGAGAAAGUCAAUGCGGCAUCCCUAAAAUGUCCAAUGUCUCCACGGUGAUGGGAUUCUUCCUGCUGGAUUUCUUGGAGAUCUGGGAGCUGCAUCUGGUCAUGACGGUGUUCCUCCUGGUUUACCUGGAGCCUUUCCGGAGAAUCUCGUGA